AUGAGUGCACCCAAGAUCCUGCAACCACUGGCGACUGUACACGCAGGCCAGAACGGUGCCAGCUCAGGCGCAUGUGUCCUGGAGCUGGCUGCCACAUCAGCGCGCGACUGCGUGGCAGCUGCCCUGUCAGACGGCCGCUGCCAGCUGUACGCGGUGUCGGGGGCGACGAUGGAUUUUGCGGGGGAAUGCGUCGGCCACAAGGGAGCCAUAACAGGCAACCCUUACUGA
Messenger RNA from Coccomyxa subellipsoidea C-169, 228 nucleotides. RefSeq lists its product as hypothetical. NCBI's taxonomy places the organism in Eukaryota, Viridiplantae, Chlorophyta, Trebouxiophyceae, Coccomyxaceae. The record is from RefSeq and is a predicted model, not a curated record. The transcript has 2 exons. The coding region runs from base 1 to 228 and encodes 75 amino acids.